Molecule: messenger RNA, 525 nt
Organism: Papaver somniferum (opium poppy)
Lineage: Eukaryota; Viridiplantae; Streptophyta; Magnoliopsida; Ranunculales; Papaveraceae
Exons: 2
Coding region: 1-525 (174 amino acids)
Source: RefSeq, a predicted model, not a curated record
AUGUGUGGAAUUCUCAAGAUUUCAGUUCUCAUCAAUGGCAGUGCAGCUGGAUAUUUUAAAAGCAAAAAAGGAAUUAGACAAGGUGAUCCAAAUUCACCUUUCUUAUUCCUGUUAGUUGGUGAAGUUUCAAAUUUUAUGAUCAAACAGCACAGGAUCAAGGUUAAAAAUUUAAGACUUGUGUUACUUUCUUUUGAGUUACUCAUUGGUUUGAAAAUUAACUUUGCUAAGAGUCAAAUUUAUGGUGUUGGUUAUGAUGGUGAUCUCUCCAUUUUUUCUUCUAUUUUGGGCUACUAUCAUGGUUCUCUUCCUACCACUUAUCUUGGGCUGCCAUUGGGUGAUAAAUGUGGAAGCAUUGCUAAAUGGGACAAAGUAAUUGAAAGAUUCACUGCUAAAUUGGCUGGAUGGAAAAAGCCUCUUUUAUCUAGAGUUGGAAAAGUUACUCUUAUUAAUAGUGUCUUAUCUAGUCUGCCCGUGUACUAUAUGUCAUUGUUUGAAAUGCCUAAUUCUGUGAUUCAGAGACUUUAA